This is a messenger RNA of Lucilia sericata (common green bottle fly), 1201 nucleotides long. RefSeq lists its product as uncharacterized. Gene Ontology annotation, molecular function: odorant binding. The coding region runs from base 289 to 1140 and encodes 283 amino acids. The transcript has 5 exons. The record is from RefSeq and is a predicted model, not a curated record. Lineage: Eukaryota; Metazoa; Arthropoda; Insecta; Diptera; Calliphoridae.
CGUUAAAAGAGAUACAUUCAUACGUUGUUCCUCCAUUUGAUUAAGGCCAAUAAAAAAUGUUUUGUUUUGUUCUGAAAUGCAAACGUACCAGACAUACGCAAUCAACAACGCCAGUUCUUAUCAAACGAAAAAAAAGUACAGAAAAGAAACGGUAACAGAAUAUAAACAACCAUCAGAUAGAUAAAACUCUAGAAUACUUAACAUAUAAAUUAGAUCAGCAAAGUAAUUGAAAUUAAAAAAAAGUUACAAAAUAAAAGGAAAUAAAUUAAUGACGCAUAAAAGUGCAAUAUGGCUUAUAAAAACGUGUUCAAAAUAUUGGUCAUCUUGUUAGCAACAAGUGUGGACACUAACUACUGUCAAGAAUCAGGGGAACUAAGGAAUUCCAAUUUAAGCGAAGCUCUUAUACGUCAUGCUCGUCUCAGGUGUUUGCAGCAGUAUCCCCAGGCUGAUACAAUCAAUUAUGGGGACUCUCCCGAGACUCAAUGUUUUUUGCAUUGUUUUCUUUAUAGAAUGGGUUUAAUGGAUUUAAAAACAAGAGGUUUAAAUAGCAGAAAGUUUAUUGAUAUUUGGGAUAAAAUUGAAGAGGCCUUUGAGGAAGACACCUGUUUGGAUAGAUUUGAUUUUAGUGAACCGCUUAGUGGUAAAUGUACAGAUACUUAUCGCAAAUUAAUGGAAUUUCGCAAUAAUUGUUUGGAAUUAUUCGAAUAUACUUUUACUACAAAUAGUACUUGGAAAAAGGAGGAUCCUAAGCUGAGUAAAAAAAUUGGUCAGUCGGCUACGGAAUUUUGUGAUUUUAUUAAGGCAGAAAAUGUUAUGGCUAAAGAAACAUCUAAUGAUGAAGAGGUUUCCCUGCUAACUGAGUAUAAAGAUAAACUGCAGUGUAUUUUUGAAAAUAUUCGCUAUUUGGAUGCUUAUGGCAGAAUUGAUGAGCCUGAAAUCAACUUGAGUUACCAAGAAGCCCUUGAAGAUUCGACAGAAUCCCGAGACGUAGUGCGAAACUGCAGCCAUCGUGCCAAUGCAAAAUAUGAUAAAUACUACUCUGGUAACUUGGUUUGGGAAUUGCAAAAGUGUUUAAAGUCUCAAAGUCCGGUCUACGAUAAAGUUUACAAAUUGAGAGAUGAAAUAUCGAGAAAUUAUUGACAUGUAAUUUAUCGUGAUUUAUUGAAUAAAUUAGUAUUAUUUUAUUUUUAUUUUAAAUUAA